GCAGCUUGGACUGAACUUCUAGUCUCCGACUCAGGGCGUCUUUUGGAAGUGGCCGGUCUGUUGUUACCGGCGUUUCUGGCUGAAGCACAGGGCAGUGGCCGCUUCUCAGAAAAAGGUCUCCGAGACUGAGCAAAGGACAGUGAGGAGAGUAAGACCCACCACCACGCUUUUGUAUGAGCCGUGACCCCGCCUGGAACGGGGUUGUCCGCCGUGCGCACUCCGAGCCUCGCCCCACCCCUCGGUCUCUGCAGCUCUGGGAGGCGGCCCCCUGGGGCUUGCGCGCUUUCUACACCGCGGAGACUCGGGUGCCGGUUGCCCCGCCACCGACCAGGGCUGGUCUGAGAGGUCGUGGACCGGCUCUUGCCGCUGCCUCUCGCCGUUCCGCUUUGCCCACUGGGCCCCAUGGCGGCGCCAGCGCUGGGCAUCCUGUUCCCAAACCAGAGCUGAUUCACCUGCUGGAACAUGGGCACGAACUGUGGACAGUGAAAAGAGGCCGCUCCAGAAGCACCUGUGCAGGUGACAAAGCAAAACCUGAGACCACAGAGCUUACUGCUUCUCAACCAGCUCUCACUGAGGAAGCCCCUUUUGAGGAACGAGUGACACAUGGACCCUCAAGGCAUUCUAGGUUGGGGCAAGCGAGGGAUCAGGGAAAAAUGCAGGAAGGAAACUUGAGGCCAGGAGCAGACCCCUACAAGAAUUCAUGCUCUAGGAAGUUGAGCCGUAAACAUGAUGAUUUGCAGACAGAUGACAGUCUGUGUUUAAGGAUUUUACAGGAGCGAGUCACUACACGAGAUACUCCGCAUGAAUGUGAUUCACAAGAACCAGGAAAAGACCCUGUUAUUGAGACAAAGAAUAACCUCUACAAAUGCAAGGAAUGUGGAAAAGGUUUUAGCAAGAAUUGGGCCCUUGUUCGGCAUCAGCAGAUUCAUGCUGGAGUGAAGCCUUAUAAGUGCAGUGAAUGUGGGAAAGCAUGUCGUUAUAUGGCAGACUUCAUUCGACAUAUGAGGUUUCAUACUGGAGAAAAACCAUACAAGUGUAUUGAGUGUGGGAAGGCCUUCAAACGCAGGUCUCACCUCACAGAGCACCAGCGUGUUCACACUGGAGAUAAGCCCUAUGAGUGCAAAGAAUGUGGUAAGGCUUUCACCCACCGUUCCUCUUUUAUCCAGCAUAAUAUGACUCACACUAGAGAAAAGCCAUUUUUGUGCAAAGAAUGUGGGAAAGCAUUUUACUACAGCUCUUCCUUCACUCAACACAUGAGGAUUCACACUGGGAAAAAACUCUAUGAGUGCAGUGAAUGUGGAAAGGCCUUUACUCACCGCUCCACUUUUAUUCAGCAUAAUAUGACCCAUACAGGAGAAAAACCCUUUCUGUGCAAAGAAUGUGGAAAAGCCUUUUGCCUCAACUCAUCCUUCACCCAACAUAUGAGGAUUCACACUGGCGAGAAACCCUAUGAGUGCAGUGAAUGUGGAAAGGCCUUUACUCACCGUUCCACUUUCAUCCGUCAUAAGAGGACCCAUACUGGAGAGAAACCUUUUAAGUGCAAAGAAUGUGGGAAAGCGUUUAGUGACAGCUCUUCCUUAAUUCAACAUAUGAGGAUUCACACUGGUGAGAGGCCCUACGAGUGCAGGGAAUGUGGAAAGGCUUUUACACACCAUUCGGUUUUUAUCCGACAUGAUAGGACCCACAGUGGAGAAAAACCCUUGGAAUGUAAAGAAUGUGCAAAAGCCUUUUACUAUAGCUCUUCCUUUACUCGACACAUGAGGAUUCACACUGGAGAAAAGCCUUUCGUAUGCAGAGAAUGUGGAAAGGCCUUUACCCAGCCUGCAAAUUUUGUUCGGCACAAUAGGAUCCACACUGGGGAAAAGCCCUAUGAGUGCAAAGAAUGUGAGAAGGCCUUUUGUGACAACUUUGCUUUAACUCAACACAUGAGAACUCACACUGGAGAGAAACCCUUUGAAUGUGGUGAAUGUGGGAAAGCCUUCAGCCAUAGUUCAUCUUUCACUCACCAUCGCAAAAUUCAUACUAGAGUUUAAAAGAUAUAGGAAGAAGGCCUUUUGCAAGUGUGUUCACUUAAGUCAAUUUUAGUGAAUUCAUAAUAGUGAGUUCAUACUGGUGAAAUUCCUUUCCUUUUGAACAUGACUCAUCAGGGAAGUUUUUAGGCCAGAGAAAUGUCUUAGUAUCUGAAGAGAGACAUCCUAAUUGUCAUCUCGGUGAAAGUUUUUUGUGGCAUGUCAUUGCAAGGGUUUUACUAGAAAUUGAGCCAACCCACAGCUCUACAAUAUACCUGAGAAUCAUCCAUCAGAGAGACUCAGCAAUUGUCAUGCAUUUAGGGGAAAUGUCAGCAACAAUUCUUCCUGAAUUUAUACUACAAAUCCAUCUCAAGAGUAUUUUAAAAGAACAAAGAGAUGUAGAAGGAAAGAGAAAUGCAUGUGUGGUUGCUUCCCCAGUUCCUUGCCAAGCUUAUGACAAUUUGUCGUGUAUGUGUACACAUACAUGCACGUGCACACAUGGGGAUGAAGAGGGAAUGAAAGAUUAAAAGUCCUCAUGCAUUUUUUAUAUAUCCGUAAUCAAGAGAGUUGGACCAUUGGGGCAUCUCUGCUAACAUUAAAAGUUCUUUAUUAUAAAACAUUGCCAUGUCUACCCCUGAGCACAAGGCCUGAGUCGUGAAAUACACAUACACAUACACAUGCAGUCAAUUUUUGUUACUCGUGUGGUUAUAUUCUAUAAAUUCACCACGAACACUGAAGUAGUGAAUAGUGAACCAUUGCUCCUAGUGACAGUGUAGGUUAAAGUUCCUGUGAGCCUCUGUUCACAUUUUCAUCAGCCAAUCAAUACAUAAUCUUUUAUGGAAUUUUUUUUCUGUUUAAAGACACCUUAUUUAAUAAACACUUCUUAUAAGUUA
This is a messenger RNA of Phacochoerus africanus (Common warthog), 2902 nucleotides long. RefSeq names its product zinc finger protein 599 (gene ZNF599). The transcript is spliced from 3 exons. Gene Ontology annotation, molecular function: DNA-binding transcription factor activity, RNA polymerase II-specific; RNA polymerase II cis-regulatory region sequence-specific DNA binding. NCBI's taxonomy places the organism in Eukaryota, Metazoa, Chordata, Mammalia, Artiodactyla, Suidae. The record is from RefSeq and is a predicted model, not a curated record. Bases 174 to 2033 code for a protein of 619 amino acids. Gene Ontology annotation, biological process: negative regulation of transcription by RNA polymerase II; regulation of cytokine production; regulation of immune system process.